AUGACGAAUUACACCUUCCUAUACACGAGCUUACCCGACCUCAGCUGCCACCUCAACACGCAGACAGGAUGCGGAGACAUUGGUACCGGCAUCGAUUGUGACCCAGGCCCUAAUCCCGUUUACUUCAACUGCAAACUAAAUAUCGACAUACAAAAUGAAACAUCCUAUAGUUGCAACGCUUGUGUCAAUGAUACAAUGGAUUCUUAUAACAAUACUGUAUGUAACACUGGAUUUAAGCUGAACAUGUUCACAGUGGUUUUCGAAAAAGCGUUAAAAACACUGUGGUUACGCUUACCAAGUUUGGACUUCUGUGAAUGGAACGAACUCUUGUGCACGAGUGAUUUCAAUAGGACGUUGUACAUCGACGUGUCGAAUAGCAGUGUUGUAAAUAAUACAAUUGACGCUUUUCAGUGUAGUUGGAAUUACAGGAAUAUAACGGAGAGUGAUAGUGAUAAAUCGCAAUAUGAUUGGAGUUUUUUAUUUGUAAUAUUGUUCAUAGUGGCCGGUGGUGUUGGCAAUAUAUUGGUGUGUUUGGCAGUAUGUUUGGACAAACGUUUGCAGAACGUCACCAAUUACUUCCUGCUUUCGCUGGCGAUAGCUGAUCUGCUGGUCAGUUUGUUUGUGAUGCCUAUGGGUGCCAUUCCAGGAUUUUUAGGUUACUGGCCCCUGGGAGUGGUGUGGUGCAACGUGUACGUGACCUGCGACGUGCUGGCCUGCUCAGCCAGCAUCAUGCAUAUGUGCUUCAUCAGCAUUGGAAGAUACCUUGGCAUAAGAAACCCGUUGAAGAGUCGCCACCAUUCCACCAAGAGGGUGGUGGUGAUAAAGAUCGCUCUCGUAUGGCUUCUCAGCAUGUUCGUCUCCAGCUCAAUCACUGUGUUAGGGCUCAUGAACAGAACCAACAUAAUGCCGACUCCGGACCUCUGCGUCAUCAACAACCGUUUCUUCUGGAUCUUCGGCUCCCUAGUCGCAUUCUACAUCCCCAUGCUAACUAUGGUCGUCUCUUUCGCACUCACCGUACAGCUGCUGAAGAGACAGGCGAGGUUGGCGGCUACACCCGUCCCUGGUGGAAUGCAAAGGAGGCAAUGUGGAGGCUUUGACAACGGACCUAUCCAGGGCGUUCGAAGGACCGGCACCAGGAGCUCACCAGACCUGUCUCCUGGGACAUCAGUAUCCAGGCAACUCACGUGGAGGGUCACAAGUAGUACGAGAACAGCCCGCAACAAAGUCGGCAUGAGCGUCUCUCAUCCACAACUCAGCUACAUGAACGGCUGCGGCACAGGCGGGAACUCUAGCGGCGCCAGGAGAGGACGAGACGUCGCCACUCAGACCCCUCCUAGUAUAGCCGCUGAAACCAGACGAGCCAGACUGAGACCAUUGAAACUAACGUUGGCAGCCCCUAAUGCUCUGACUUUAAGAUUCUUAGCCAAUCGGAAGAAAGGACGUUCCCUGUCCGCAAACGCGGUGGCCAAUGAGCAGAAGGCGACUAAAGUCCUCGGGCUGGUCUUCUUCACCUUCGUGUUGUGCUGGGCGCCAUUUUUCUUGCUCAACAUGCUGUUCGCCUCGUGUCCUGCUUGUAUAGUUCCAGAACACGUGGUGGACAUCUGCCUGUGGCUGGGCUACGUCUCCUCCACCAUCAACCCCAUUAUCUACACAGUUUUCAAUAGAACAUUCAGGGGCGCCUUUCUAAGGCUUCUAAGAUGUCAUUGUAACAGACGCGGCCGCUGCACCCGCUACCGUUCAGCCGGAUCCACUCGCGGCGCAUCGCAGCUCUGCGCCAGGUCGGCCCUACCUUUAGCCAUAUCCUUGCGGCCAUCGGGCAUGCAUACAUCGACUCCUGUGGGACAAGAGACGACGGAGACUGUCCUUAUGGAACAACCAAUGGACUACAAUGUGCGGUAUUAA
Amyelois transitella is the source of this 1902-nucleotide messenger RNA. It is a transcript of the gene 5-HT2A, whose product is annotated as alpha-1D adrenergic receptor. Gene Ontology annotation, biological process: chemical synaptic transmission; G protein-coupled receptor signaling pathway, coupled to cyclic nucleotide second messenger; serotonin receptor signaling pathway. Gene Ontology annotation, cellular component: membrane; dendrite. Lineage: Eukaryota; Metazoa; Arthropoda; Insecta; Lepidoptera; Pyralidae. Gene Ontology annotation, molecular function: neurotransmitter receptor activity; serotonin binding; G protein-coupled serotonin receptor activity. The coding region runs from base 1 to 1902 and encodes 633 amino acids. The record is from RefSeq and is a predicted model, not a curated record. The transcript is spliced from 9 exons.